Gadus macrocephalus (Pacific cod) is the source of this 3000-nucleotide messenger RNA. It is a transcript of the gene trpc6a, whose product is annotated as transient receptor potential cation channel, subfamily C, member 6a. Lineage: Eukaryota; Metazoa; Chordata; Actinopteri; Gadiformes; Gadidae. Bases 32 to 2773 code for a protein of 913 amino acids. Gene Ontology annotation, cellular component: membrane; cation channel complex. Gene Ontology annotation, biological process: manganese ion transport; calcium ion transmembrane transport; regulation of cytosolic calcium ion concentration. Gene Ontology annotation, molecular function: inositol 1,4,5 trisphosphate binding; protein binding; store-operated calcium channel activity. The record is from RefSeq and is a predicted model, not a curated record. The transcript has 14 exons.
UAGGGAGAGAGGAGGGGUAGAUAGAUGCUGAAUGUUCUUCUGGCGUUGGGCAUGUGAGGUAAAAGCCUCUGUCGGUCGGCUACAGCAGAGGAUGAACGAGAGACGGGCGGCGCGGCGUGGAGCUAACAGACCAGGUAACAGCAACCCAACCAGGGCGCAGAGCCGCGACAACCUCCUCAUGUAUGGCGACUGUGCCGAGGCUGAAAACUGCUGCUCCGGUCACUGCCUGGGCCCCAGCGACGGCGUCGGUAGGGGUGGCGAGGGGCCAUCAGCGGCCCGGCUGAACGCCUUCAAGCGGCGGCAGGUCCUGCGAGGCCCCGCCUCCAUGUUCUGCGCCCCGCUCUCGGUCCCCUCGGACGCCGAGCAGCACUUCCUGGAGGCCGCCGAGUACGGCAACAUUCCCGAGGUGCGGCGCAUGCUGCUGCGCUCGCCCAGCCUCAACGUGAACGCCGUGGACUACAUGGGCCAGAAUGCAUUGCAGCUGGCCGUGGCCAACGAGCACCUGGAGGUGACCGAGCUGUUGCUAGGCAGAACGGACCUGGCACGAGUGGGUGAUGCCCUUCUAUUGGCCAUCAGUAAGGGGUAUGUUCGUAUCACAGAGGCUCUACUGGCUCACCUGUCCUUCAAAGACAGCCGCCGUCUGACUGCCAGCCCGGCCCAGGCGGACAUGUUGGACGACUUCUACGCGUACGAUGAGGACGGGACGCGAUUUUCCCACGACGUGACACCGGUGAUCCUGGCCGCCCACUGCCAGGAGUACGAGAUCGUCCACACGCUGCUGGGGAAGGGGGCCACCAUCGACCCCCCCCACGACUACUUCUGCUGCUGCGACUCCUGCAACUACCAGCAGCAGUACGACUCCUUCAGCCACUCACGGUCCAGGAUCAACGCCUACCGCGGGCUGGCCAGCCCCGCCUACCUCUCGCUGUCCAAUCAGGACCCGGUACUGGCGGCCCUGGAGCUGAGCAACGAGCUGGCCGUGCUGGCCGACAUCGAGAAGGAGUUUAAGAAUGACUACCACCGCCUGUCCACGCAGUGCAAAGACUACGUGGUGGGUCUGCUGGACCUCUGCCGCAGCACCGAGGAGGUGGAGGCCAUCCUGAGCGGCGAGACGCACUUUGAGGACAGCUUAGAGCCGCCCGUCCGCACCUCCCUCACCCGCCUCAAACUGGCGAUUAAGUACGAGCUGAAGAAGUUCGUAGCCCAUCCCAACUGCCAGCAGCAGCUGCUCAGCAUCUGGUACGAGAGCCUGCCAGGGCUCCGGCAGCAGACCACCGCCGUCAAGCUGCUGGUGGUCCUGGGUGUAGCGCUGGGGCUGCCCGCCCUCGCCAUGGCCUACUGGGUAGCCCCCUGCAGCAAGGUGGGCCGGGUGAUGCGCAGUCCGUUCAUGAAGUUCGUGGCUCACGCCUCCUCCUUCACCAUCUUCCUGGCUCUGCUGGUGCUCAACGCCGCCGACCGCUUCGCCGGACCCGCCCUGCUGGCAAACAUGACCCACCUCCAUAGACCCCCCGCCGGCGGGCCCUCUGCCCCCCAGCCGGACCCCCUGCUGCUCUACCGGAUGACCACCACCCCCUUCACCUGGAUGGAGACCCUCAUCAUAUCCUGGGUCAUAGGUAUGAUCUGGGCGGAGGUGAAGGAGAUCUGGAGUCAGGGUCCGGGGGAAUACCUGCUGGAGCCCUGGAACUUUCUAGACUUCGGGAUAAUGGCCAUCUUCCUGGCGUCGUUCAGCUGCCGCUUCUCUGCGUUCAGCCACGCCCUGGCAGCCCAGACCGUCGUCCACCAGCACUACAGUGGCGCCUUCAACCUCUCGCUGCUGCCCCCGGAGCUCAGAUACUUCACCCUCGCGCGGAUGGACUGGUUGCCCUCGGACCCCCAGCUGGUGUCGGAGGGUCUGUACGCCGUGGCCGUGGUGCUCAGCUUCUCGCGGAUCGCCUACAUCCUGCCGGCCAACGAGAGCUUCGGGCCGCUGCAGAUCUCGCUGGGCAGGACGGUGAAGGACAUCAUGAAGUUCAUGGUCAUCUUCAUCCUGGUCUUCCUCGCCUUCAUGAUCGGCAUGUUCAACCUCUACUCCUAUUACCUGGGGGCCAAGGAGAACGACGCCUUCACCACCUUGGAGGAGAGCUUCAAGACGCUGUUCUGGGCCAUCUUCGGCCUCUCCGAGGUGCGCUCAGUGGUGAUCAACAACGGACACAAGUUCAUCGAGAACAUCGGCUACGUGCUGUACGGCGUCUACAACGUCACCAUGGUGGUGGUGCUUCUCAACAUGCUCAUCGCCAUGAUCAACAGCUCCUUCCAGGAGAUCGAGAACGACGCGGACGUGGAGUGGAAGUUCGCCAGGGCCAAACUGUGGUUCUCUUACUUCGAGGAGGGCAGGACCAUCCCGGUGCCCUUCAACCUGGUCCCCAGCCCCAAGACCCUGCUGGGCCUGGCCACGGGCCUCAGAGACAUGCUGCUGCGCCGCCUGGCCGGGCCCGGAGGCCCAGAGCCGGCCACCGCCCAGCUCAACCAGUUGGGGGGCAGUAAAGGUUCCGGAUACAGCAGUUCUACCAGCCCUUCAAGAUACCAGAUGAUCAUGAAGCGUCUGAUAAAGCGUUACAUCAUCAAAGCACGGGCUGACAAGGAGAGCGACGAGAUCACCGAGGGGGAGCUGAAGGAGAUCAAGCAGGACAUCUCCAGCCUGCGCUAUGAGCUGCUGGAGGACCAGGCCCAGACCACAGAGACCCUGAGGAGGCUGCUGAGGAACCUGGAGGACAGCAAGCCUCCUUCAAAGUAGCUCCUCCCUAGGUCCACACUCCACACACACACACACACACACACACACACACACACACACACACACCACACACACACACACACACACACACACACACACACACACACACACACACACACUCACACACACUCACACACACACACACACACACACACACACACACACACACACACACACACACACACACACACACACAGUCUGCCACGCAUAACCACAAACACACACAC